GGCUUUAGCUGAAAACAACUCGUGUCGUAAACAAGACGCUGUACGUCGCAACUUUACUGAGCUGCAUCCGGCCCUGCCUCACUGUGGCCACAUUAAUAUACGGUUUUUAGAGACAGCAGCCACUGAAAAAUAAAAAGUAAAUAUAAUGGCAGAUGAGGAGAACCUGCCCUCGGGAUGGGAGAAGAGAAUGAGCCGCAGUACAGGCAAAGUUUACUACUUCAACCACAUCACAAACGCCAGUCAGUGGGAACGUCCAGUGGGAGACGGCCGUGGAGAACCAGACAAGGUCCGCUGCUCCCACCUCCUGGUGAAGCACAAUCAGUCACGCCGUCCAUCUUCCUGGCGGGAACAAAACAUCACACGGACAAAAGACUCAUGUGUGGUUUGUUCUGCAGAGUACAUAGAACAGAUCAAAUCUGGAGAAGAGGAGUUCAAGGACCUGGCGUUUCAGUUCAGUGACUGCAGCUCAGCCAAGAACCACGGAGAUCUAGGACAGUUUGGCCGAGGUCAGAUGCAGAAGCCUUUUGAAGACGCCUCCUUUGCUCUAAAAGUGGGCGACAUGAGCGGCCCAGUGUUCACGGACUCUGGAGUCCACAUCAUCCUGCGCACCGGCUGAAGGAGGAGUCCCACGCCGCCCUGUCUCAGCCCCUACGCUCCAUCACCACCGCUCCACUCCCAUCCAGUGCUACCGUUAACACCACCCGCUCCACCGUACAACAAAACUAAUGGAAUGAUGUGACGUGAACAGACGGUCAGGGUGUGAGCGCCGCGGCCGGCGUGUGGCAGCUCCUGUGGCCUGGAGCUUCUCUCUACUGGAGGGUCUUCAUACGUGCAUGUCUCCAGACGGACCUUCUCUCAUGUGCAUACGGUUCUUCUUCUUGCAUUUCCCUAAACAAGUUUAUUAUUGAUUUAAACCUCCUCUGCCCCCUGCCCCCUCCCCACCCCGAAGAAAUUGAAAGGUGGACUCAGUGAAGGUCCAGGUUUUUACCCGUGCUCCGUGCAGCUGAUGUGUCAUUGAAGCUCCUCUUUCAUCAAUAAAUGAAAAUGUGUUUUCUACCA
Messenger RNA from Cynoglossus semilaevis (tongue sole), 1059 nucleotides. RefSeq names its product peptidylprolyl cis/trans isomerase, NIMA-interacting 1 (gene pin1). Lineage: Eukaryota; Metazoa; Chordata; Actinopteri; Pleuronectiformes; Cynoglossidae. Gene Ontology annotation, cellular component: cytosol; nucleus. The record is from RefSeq and is a predicted model, not a curated record. Gene Ontology annotation, molecular function: peptidyl-prolyl cis-trans isomerase activity; protein binding. The coding region runs from base 146 to 616 and encodes 156 amino acids. The transcript has 5 exons.